Nymphalis io (European peacock) is the source of this 658-nucleotide messenger RNA. RefSeq lists its product as uncharacterized. The transcript is spliced from 3 exons. Lineage: Eukaryota; Metazoa; Arthropoda; Insecta; Lepidoptera; Nymphalidae. Bases 164 to 454 code for a protein of 96 amino acids. The record is from RefSeq and is a predicted model, not a curated record.
UCAAAAAAAUUCACCGUUACCGCACAAUGUGAAAUUAUUGUUAUUUUUUAUAAAAAUAUUUACAUACCUUUCGAAGAAGUGAAAAUUCGCAGCGACGGUAUGCUUCAGGCCAUGUAGCGAAGUCUCCUUGCAGAAGAUUGCAUACACCUCAUAUACAUUCGAUAUGGCUACUUUAAUCGACUGUAUAAUCAAUUUCUUGCGAGUAAGGCAGCUCAAUAUUGCGAUAGCGGCACUUUUGACGAUCGGCUACUUUGUGUAUCAAUAUCGAAAAGUUAUUUUCAAGCUUGAAGACGACGACGGCCUCCGACGGAGGUGCUCUAGAACAAUCUCAAGAUCGCGAUCCAAAUCUCGCUCAAGAUCCAGAUCAAACUACAAAUUGGCGGAUAUGAAACGGAGAGGCAGGAAGCCUACACGACGCUGCCCGGACUGCAGCCUCUGUAACUAUGACGAAUAGUCUUGGUCGCACACAAAAGACAAUACCUUAAUCUAGAUGCAUUGUUGUUUGAUAUCAAAAUUAUAUAUUUCUAUUUAUUAUUGUCCGAAUAAACAUUUCACUAAGCAUUUGUUUAUUUCAAAUUGUAAAGUAAUGAAUUAAAAAUAUUGUAAAGAAAAAAACAUAGAUUUUUCUUUUUUUAAUUAAAUCUCGAAAAUGUGUGCA